Messenger RNA from Anolis sagrei ordinatus, 1956 nucleotides. Its product is annotated as heat shock 70 kDa protein 1B-like. Gene Ontology annotation, cellular component: nucleus; cytoplasm; vesicle. The record is from RefSeq and is a predicted model, not a curated record. Gene Ontology annotation, molecular function: ATP-dependent protein folding chaperone; ATP binding; ubiquitin protein ligase binding. NCBI's taxonomy places the organism in Eukaryota, Metazoa, Chordata, Lepidosauria, Squamata, Anolidae.
AUGGGAGCAGAUGCCAGCCAUGAGAAAGCUCAGGACCCCAACAGCAGCUUCUCCCCAUUGCAGCCCUCCUCCAGUUUCAAAACGUCCGCAACCAGAACUCGCCCCAAGGGCCCGGCGGUGGGGAUCGACUUGGGCACAACGUACUCCUGCAUCGCGGUCUGCCAGAACGGCAAAGUGGACCUCAUCGCCAACAGCCACAGCAGCCGGAUCACCCCCAGUUGCGUGGCCUUCACAGACCGGGAACGUCUGGUGGGAGAACCAGGAGAGACCCAAGUCGGUCUAAACCCGGAGAAUACGGUCUUUUGUGCCAAGCGGUUGAUGGGCCGCAGAUACGACGACCCCUCCGUCCAGUCCGAGCUGAAGAGCUUCCCCUUCCGAAUCGUUGAGAGCAGCCGCGGUGGGAAAGUCAAGGUUCAAGUGAUGGAGAAAGGCUUGGAGAAGUCCUUCUAUCCUGAGGAAGUCUCUGCCAUGGUCCUCUCCAGGCUGAAGCAGCUGGCCGAAAGCUACCUAGGACGACCGGUCACCCAGGCUGUCAUCACCGUGCCGGCCUACUUCAACGACACCCAGCGCCAAGCCACCAUAGAUGCCGGAGUCAUCGCCGGACUCGAGGUCUUGAGGUUGAUCAACGAACCUGCGGCGGCCGCCAUUGCGUACGGGAUGAACGACGGAAACAAGAGUGUCGCAAAGCAAAACGUCCUCGUCUUCGAUUUGGGUGGAGGGACCUUUGACGUCUCCGUCCUCUCGGUCCAGAGUGGGGUCUUUGAAGUGUUGGCCACGACGGGGGACACCCACUUGGGGGGUGAGGAUUUCGACCGGAGGUUGGCUGACCACCUCGCCCAGGAGUUCCAGAAACAACACAAGGAAGACCUCAGCCAAAGCAAGAAGGCAAUGCAGAGGCUGAAGGUCGCCUGCGAGAGGGCCAAGCGGACCUUGAGCUCCCACGCCAUCGCCGUCGUCUCCGUGGACUCCCUCUACAAGGGUAUUGACUUCCAAACAACCGUCACCAGAGCCACCUUUGAAGACCUCUGUUGCGACCUCUUCCAGGCCACAAUUCUCCACGUGAAAACGGCCCUGGAGGACGCUGGGCUGAAGAAGACCGACGUGGACGAGGUGGUCCUGGUGGGGGGUUCGACCCGCAUCCCUAUGAUCCAACGGCUCUUGUCUCAAUGCUUUGAGGGCAAGGCCUUGUGUAAAAGCAUCGACCCAGACGAAGCCGUGGCUCAAGGGGCGGCCAUCCAAGCAGCCGUCUUGACCGGCCACCGGUACGAGAAUCUGCAGAACCUUCUACUCUUGGAUGUGACGCCGGUUUCGUUGGGUCUGGAGACAGUCGGGGGCGUGAUGGACGUCGUGGUCAAGCGCAACUCCCCCAUCCCCACCAAGGAGACCCGGAACUUCUCCACCACGGAGGACAACCAACGCAGCCUAUUCUUGCAAGUCUACGAAGGUGAGCGGACGUUGACCAAACACAACCGGCUCCUGGGGACGUUGACGCUGAGCGGACUCCAGCCAGCCCCACGUUGCAUACCGGUCAUCGUGGUCACCUUCCAAGUGGACCACAACAAUAUCCUGACCGUCUCUGCCGUGGAGAGGAACACAGGACAUACCAGCCAGCUCACGGUCACGGACACACGAGGUCGGUUGGAUCAAGAGGAGGUCGAGCGGAUUGUCCGCGAGGAGGAAGCCUACCGGGCCCAAGAGAAGGCCGAGCAAGAGAAGGUGGAAGCCUUGAACUCCUUGGAGUCCAGCACCUUCCAGCUGAAGCGGGUGGCGGUGGAGGAGAAGUCCUUGGACAGCCGGGCCAAGAGGCGGGUAUUGGAGUUGUGCGAAGAGACCACGGCCUGGAUGGAGGGCAACCGGCACGCUCCAAAGAAGGAAUACGAAGAGCGGAAGAGGGAGCUGGAGGACGUCUGCUAUUCCGUCAUCACCCAUUUCAGUACAGAAGGAGAGGGGCCUUAA